AUGCUUGCUGCUCAUUGGGCCUCUACUAGCACGAUAGAUGAUCACGUAAGGCUGGGAGCCUCUGUCAACCCAAAACGUGUUUGCAAUCCCUGGAUCCAGCGUUUCUUCAAUGUUGUUCGCGAGCGAGGUCUGGGCAAGACUGCUCUGUCCGAAGUAGAAACACUGACCAACGGUUGGCCGUCUCUGGAUCCCGAUGCUUUUCCCGGUCUUGGACAGGUUCUCGCAGCAGUCGACAGACAAUUAAAGAGCGUCCCAGAUUCCACAAGCGCUACUACCUCCUCAGCCCCCUCCUCCUCGUCGCUAUGCGGCGCUGUGCGCGAGUUAAAGCGUGUGAUGCCGGAGGUCACGCCCAAUGAAAAUACAACCGCUAUUCUCCAACUGAAACGAGGCGGCGAGGACACGGACGAACGCGAAGCUAAUCGGAAGCGGAGGUGCGCCAUAGCGGCUGAUUUGUUUGGCAUAAAUACGGAAGCUGUCGAAAACGACGAGGAUACUGCAUUGGCGGAUGCUGGAGAGGUUGCUGAAAGUCGAGCUAUUGGAUCAGUCGAUCCAGUUAGUGAUUUCAACGAGCUCCUGCGUUUUGGUCUUAUCGCGAAAGCGUGUCGUGAAAUGGAAGCGCAUGUCUGCCGCCUCGUGGAUGACCCACUGACACCAGAACUCCUGCGACCCAAAGCAAUCCACUGCCUGCGCGGAUACCACGAGGCGGCUCUGGCACCAGGUGCGUCUGCCGAUGUGGCCAAUGCCUAUAACGCCUUCUUACUUCACUGGCGAAGCGAUCUCGAGGCGACUCAGGCUGUGACCAACAGGCUUGCCUUUUGGUGUGAAGUCAUUGCUACUGAUGCAUUACUUCGACCAAUCAGCAGUCUAGAUGUGCAUGGCGUAAAAAUGACACCAGAAGAAGCUGCCUCUCUCAUCAGUGAUCCAAUCAGGCAAAUAAAACUUGAGGCGGUGGUAGAGGACUCGAAUUCCGGUCGACUCGAGCCGCCUAUUGAUAACUUGAUACCGAAAGUUUCCAUUCAUUUUCAACCAAAUGGCCUUAAAGUAAUAAGAUUUACUUCUGAAUUUUCUCUUUAUUUCUCAUUAAUAAACGUCUUUUCCCGUUAUAUCUGCUUGCCUAUUACCCGAUCACUAUUGUUGGGGCGAAAGAGUGAGAAAGCACGAGGGAGGGAUCGCAUUUCACAGAUUUUUGCGGAGAGACGUGCUGCUUCUUUCGCUCACACAAACACAUCAAUCGAGUGUGGAGGCGUCGACUUGAUUGGUUGGUCCAAAAGUGUGGGCUCAUGUAAGUGUGGCACAAAGCCUCUUCUCAUCCGCACAAAGGCAGAGUCUUCCAUAAUGGCCAAAAACGCUCGUUCGUCCUCCCAAUAUUUCGACUGCAAUGGGAAACCUUUCAAACCCACGCUGAAGCCUACUCCCAACUUUGAUGUGAACGCUGACGUCGAGGCGCUCUGCAAAUCCAUGCGCUGUUGGGGCACCGAUGAGGAAACAAUCAUCAAAAUUUUGGGGGGAAGGACAAGCGAAGAGCGCCUCCAGAUUGUAGACCUAUACAAGCGAAAGUACGGUCGUGAGCUUGCACAUGAUCUGGACGGUGAUCUGAGCGGCCACUUCAGAGAUUGUGCAAUCCUUCUGACCGAGGACCCCAUUUAUCUGAUGGCGAAGUCGCUUUACUACGCAAUGAAGGGUGUUGGUACGAACGAGAAUACCAUCAUUGAGAUCAUUGUGGGCUGCACAAAUGAAGAAAUAAACAAGCUCAAACAGUCCUACAUAAGCGUUCUGCGUGACAAAGGAAUUAAGGAUCCAAAACGCACCCUGGAGACUGACAUUCGCUCCGAGACAACGGGCUACUUCUGCAAAAUGUUGCUGCAGAUUCUGAAGGGUGAUAAUCCAGACCCAACGCCAGAGCAACUCCAAACCAUUAAGCAAAGAGGUGGCGACAUAAUGGUCAACCAGAAUGAGGUUACAAGGGCCGUCAAACAACUUGUAGAGGCGCUGGAAAAACCAAAGAAUUCAACGAGUGCUCUCCUUUUGAGCGCAUUCCAGCACAAAAAUGUCUGGGAAAUAGCAGCAAUGGAAAAAGAGUACAAAAAGACAAGUGGGAAGAGCCUUAUUCCAGCCAUAUCAGAGGCUGUGUCGGGAGAAUUUGGCGCGUUGCUUAUGGCCAUGGUUGAGCACGCUAUAGACAGACCAAAGUUCUACUCCGAGGCUCUCUACCAUGCCAUGGUGGGUCAAGGAACACACGACUUUCUCCUCAUGAGAAUUGACUUGCUGAACAUCAAGGAGACGUUCGAUAAGGAUCACAAGAGCCUGGUUGAAUGGAUCAAGGGUGAAACCUCGGGCUACUAUGAACAACUACUGCUCGCACUAUUGAAUGCAUCUUGA
Messenger RNA from Echinococcus granulosus, 2379 nucleotides. RefSeq names its product Annexin A6. Bases 1 to 2379 code for a protein of 792 amino acids. Gene Ontology annotation, molecular function: calcium ion binding; calcium-dependent phospholipid binding. The transcript is spliced from 17 exons. Gene Ontology annotation, cellular component: cytoplasm. NCBI's taxonomy places the organism in Eukaryota, Metazoa, Platyhelminthes, Cestoda, Cyclophyllidea, Taeniidae. The record is from RefSeq and is a predicted model, not a curated record.